This is a messenger RNA of Lolium rigidum, 2213 nucleotides long. RefSeq names its product probable serine/threonine-protein kinase At1g09600. Gene Ontology annotation, cellular component: nucleus; cyclin-dependent protein kinase holoenzyme complex. The coding region runs from base 238 to 1830 and encodes 530 amino acids. Gene Ontology annotation, molecular function: cyclin-dependent protein serine/threonine kinase activity; RNA polymerase II CTD heptapeptide repeat kinase activity; ATP binding. NCBI's taxonomy places the organism in Eukaryota, Viridiplantae, Streptophyta, Magnoliopsida, Poales, Poaceae. The record is from RefSeq and is a predicted model, not a curated record. Gene Ontology annotation, biological process: protein phosphorylation; positive regulation of transcription elongation by RNA polymerase II. The transcript has 6 exons.
AGGGAAACAGAAGGGCCGGGUACUUGGAAGAAACCAAACAAAAGAACCCGAGAAAAGGCCAUCACUGGGGGAGAGAGAGGGAGAUCUGCGGGGCGACGCGUCGCGGUUUCCCGGCGGCCAAGGUUCGAUUUUGAUCCCAACCCCGGAUUCCCCACCCCGAUUCGUCCCCGCCCAACUCGGACUGGUUUCUGCCAAGUCUUUGGAGUAGGGUUUCUUGCCGGAAUCGCAGUCCCCUCCAUGGGAUGCGUCAGUUCCAAGCAAUUCCACGGCGGCGACGAGCACGGCGGCGAGGGGAAGCCUCGCCGCCGCCCAUCCAGCAACUCUCUGAGGCGCCUGGUUAGUUACAACUCCAGCAAGAGGCAUGAGGACUUGGAGGAGGAGGACGAAGAAGGCGGGGUUGUGGCGGCCACGUCCUCCAGUGCCGGACUUCGCGUUGGGAAAGAUGCGAGUACGGCGAGGCUGAUUCGGAAGCCCCCGGUGGCGCCGGUAGUGGUCGAUGCAGUGGUGGCACUGCCGGAGGAGGCGGCCGCGGUGGCGGCCGGCGUGGUCGAUGUGGAGAGGGCAGUUGCUGCGCCUGCGAAUCGCAGGCGUGUUCCUAAUGGUGUGCCGGCAGAGCAAGAACCAAGGAGUGGUGGCAUCAGGAGUGAGGCGAAGCCGAGGAUCACAGAUGUGCCGAACGGAUUGGUGGCGGAGCAUGUGGCGGCUGGCUGGCCGAGGUGGCUCACGGAGGUGGCCACGGAGGCGGUCCGUGGGUGGCAGCCUCGCAAGGCAGAGUCCUUCGAGAAGUUGGACAAGAUAGGGCAAGGUACCUACAGUAGCGUUUACAAAGCACGCGAUCUCGAGAAUGGAAAAAUUGUGGCGCUUAAGAAAGUCCGGUUUGCCAAUAUGGAUCCUGAGAGUGUUCGAUUUAUGGCAAGGGAAAUUCACAUCCUAAGAAGACUUGAUCAUCCAAAUGUUAUUAAGCUUGAAGGUUUGGUGACGUCACGCAUGUCUAGUAGCUUGUAUCUUGUAUUCGAAUACAUGGAGCACGAUCUUGCGGGUCUUGCAGCUACACCUGGCCUAAAAUUCACAGAGGCUCAGGUCAAAUGUUACAUGAAGCAGCUACUCUCUGGACUUGACCACUGUCAUAAUCGUGGUGUUCUGCAUCGGGAUAUAAAGGGUGCUAAUCUUCUGCUUGACAAUAAUGGUGCCCUCAAAAUAGCAGAUUUUGGUCUGGCUACAUUCUUUAAUCCGAACCAAAAGCAGAAUUUGACAAGUCGUGUUGUAACUUUAUGGUACCGGCCUCCGGAACUUUUGCUGGGUGCUACUAACUAUGGUGCCACUGUUGAUCUCUGGAGUGCUGGUUGCAUCCUUGCGGAGUUACUGUCAGGGAAGCCUAUCAUGCCAGGACGAACUGAGGUGGAACAGUUGCACAAAAUAUUCAAGCUUUGUGGUUCACCAUCAGAGGAGUUCUGGGCUAAUUUGAAGUUGUCACGUGCUACCAUCUUCAAGCCACAACAUCCGUAUCGUCGUUGUGUGAAUGAUGUGUAUAAAGAGUUCCCUCCUUCAUCUUUGGCACUUCUGGACCGUUUACUUGCUGUAGAACCUGAUAAUAGGGGUACUUCUGCUUCUGCCCUUGAAAGCGAAUUCUUCACAACGAAGCCUUAUGCCUGUGAUCCAUCGAGUCUACCAAAAUAUCCUCCAAGCAAGGAAUAUGAUGCUAAGCUUCGAGAUGAAGAAGCUAGGAGACAAAGAGCAGCUGCGGCCAAAGGGCAUGAUUCUGAAACUGGACGGAGGAAGCAACUUGCAGCACCAAAUGGCAAUAAUGAAUUGCAGGUAUUGCCAAAUUAAAUCCGAUCUUAAGUAUGGUAAUAAUGAAUUACCAAUAAUCAAGCUAAAAUAUCAGUAUAUGCAGCCUUUUGAAACCCUGGUGGAAAAAUGUCAUUCAAUACCAUACGCUAGCAGUUCAGUGUUCCAAUAUAUACAUGACUCGCUAUAAGUGGCACUUCAUACCAGAGUAGGAGAACUUUUUUCUGGAAGUAUGCGAUGCAAUGCAAUUGCUUCUUGAUUUGUUUGGAAGUUAAUUUAUGCAAUUGUUUUAUCGUAACCAUGCAGUAAUUCAUCUGCGUAAUACACAUGCACUGUUUCAACUCCAGAAGCACAUUAACUGUGUAUAGCAAUUAAUUCUGCCAUACUGUUAAAUAUAAACACUAGGCAUUUGUUAUAACUCAAAA